Myotis daubentonii (Daubenton's bat) is the source of this 3003-nucleotide messenger RNA. It is a transcript of the gene GPR39, whose product is annotated as G protein-coupled receptor 39. Gene Ontology annotation, cellular component: membrane. Gene Ontology annotation, biological process: G protein-coupled receptor signaling pathway. Lineage: Eukaryota; Metazoa; Chordata; Mammalia; Chiroptera; Vespertilionidae. The record is from RefSeq and is a predicted model, not a curated record. Gene Ontology annotation, molecular function: G protein-coupled receptor activity.
CCGCCCGGAGAUCUGAUUUCGGGGACCAUGCCUGGGAGCUGAGUCAAGCCCGCCGCUGGGCUGUGCCGCAGCCCGGGCGCUGAGCAGUCAGCCGUGGUUAAUGAUUGACCACGGACCACCCGCCUCCGGCAGCAAAGACGGUGCUCCCGGAGGGGCGUCGGGGCGGGCGAGCGCCGGGCGGCGGAGGGGAGCGAGGGCUGCGGGCAGGGCGCCAGGGGCCCCCAGGAGGGCGGGCGCGCUGGGGGCUGCGGGGCCUGCUUAGAACCGCCUUCCUGCGCGCUCUCCGCUCUCCCCGCCUCGCUCUGACACACACGCCCCCAAACUCCACCCCCAGGCGCCUCGGGGCCACUGCGAGGCUGGGCUGCUCCAGGAAGUUCCCAUGAAAGCACCUGCAAUAAGUUACCUUUCCCAGGUGAGUGCGGGCGAGCGGCCGCCUCCUGAGCGCGGCCAAGAACGAGGGCUCCGAGGAGAGGAGGGACCUUGAGCCGGUCUCCGACCGACCGACCGACCGACCCGGGUGGCCGGGCCUCCUUCCCGAUGGCUCCCCCCGGCGGCCCCCACAGCGACUGCUCCCACAUCAUUGAUCACAGCCACAUCCCCGAAUUCGAGGUGGCCCUCUGGAUCAAAAUCACCCUCAUCCUGGUGAACCUGCUCAUCUUCGCGCUGGGCAUCCUGGGCAACAGCGUCACCAUCCGCGCCACCCAGGUGCUGCAGAGGAAGGGCUACCUGCAGAAGGAGGUGACGGACCACAUGGUGAGCCUGGCCUGCUCUGACAUCCUGGUCUUCCUCAUCGGCAUGCCCAUGGAGUUCUACAGCAUCAUCUGGAACCCGCUGACCACGCCGGGCUCCGAGCUGUCCUGCAAGCUGCACAACUUCCUGUUCGAGGCCUGCAGCUACGCCACGCUGCUGCACGUGCUCACGCUCAGCUUCGAGCGCUACGUGGCCAUCUGCCACCCCUUCCGCUACAAGGCCGUGUCCGGGCCCUGCCAGGUGAAGCUGCUCAUCGGCUUCGUCUGGGGCGCCUCCGCCCUGGUGGCCCUGCCGCUGCUCUUUGCCAUGGGCGUGGAGUACCCGCUGGUGCCCGUGCACAGCCACCGGGGCCUCUCUUGCAACCGCACGCUCACGCGCCACCACGAGCGGCCCGAGACCUCCAACAUGUCCAUCUGCACCAACCUCUCCGGCCGCUGGACCGUGUUCCAGUCCAGCAUCUUCGGCGCCUUCGUGGUCUACCUGGUGGUCCUGGUCGCCGUGGCCUUCAUGUGCUGGAACAUGAUGCAGGUGCUGAGGCGGAGCAGGCAGAGCACGCUGGCCGCCGAGGGGCAGCAGGCGCGGCUGCGCAAGUCGGAGAGCGAGGAGAGCAGGGCGGCCAGGAGGCAGACCAUCCUCUUCCUGAGGCUGAUCGUUUUGACCUUGGCCAUCUGCUGGAUGCCCAACCAGAUCCGGAGGAUCAUGGCUGCCUCCCGGCCCAAGCACGACUGGACCCGGUCCUACUUCCAGGCGUACAUGACCCUGCUCCCGUUCUCCGACACCUUCUUCUACCUGAGCUCGGUCAUCAACCCGCUGCUGUACAACGUGUCCUCGCGGCAGUUCCGCGCCGUGUUCUGGCAGGUGCUGCGCUGCCGCCUGACCCUGCAGCACGCCAACCAGGAGCGGCGCCUGCGGAGCCUGGCCGCCUCCUCCUCGCCCACCGACAGCGCCCGUUCGCGCCGCCCGCUCCUCCGCCUCGCGUCCCGGCGCGGUUCCUCCGCCAGGACCACGCGCCAGGUUUCCCUAAGCACGUUUCAGAGCCAGGCCGAGGCCAAGCCCGAGGCUGAGGCCCAGCCAUCGAGUCCCGAGUCGCCAGAGCCCCAGUGGCAGACGAAACCAGCCAGUUCUGCAGCCGAGAAUGGUGUUCAGGAGCAUGAAGUGUGAAUGUCAGGUUAGCAAGCCUGGAGCGCUAACCAGCCGGGCGGUGACAGCAGCAUUCCCCGCACACGCACAGCUGUGACAAAACCACCUGCUCCCGCGCCGGGGACAGGAGGGGGAGCCAGGGGCCUCGGGGAGGCAGAUGCCCCUGCAGGUCUCCUAAGGCUGAUUCUGCCGCCUUGACUCUGGUUACAGACGGGGACUGCCAUCCCCUCCCUUCUUCUAAGUACACACUGAGAGUUCAGUCCGACUGAAUUUAUUCAGAGCUUACAAAAAUGUUUUACGCUGAGCUCUUCCGUUAUUUGCAAAGGAACUAAAGGAAAGAGAACGCGGGCUCCCUACCCAGAAUCAAAGCAUGCCCAGAGAGCCAUGGACCGGAGCGGGAGCCAGGAGACGAUGCAGCGGGCGCGCUCUCAUUCAGCAGCGCGCCAGGAAGAGGCCUACUUUGAGGAGCAGGAUGGUGGCGGGCAGCCCUGGCCGGAGGGUGGAGGCCGAGCUGCUCCUCUUCUUGGGCCGUGGCCCGUUGCACAGAGGGGUGUUACAGCAGCUGAUGCACACCGAGUUCAGCUUCCCGGGGGAGCAGAAGGACUGGUACCCGGCCGACGCGAUGAGGCAGGCUGCGGAGGAGGCACACGACUUGCGAUACAUGAUCCCUGCAACAUGCGCAAAGGAGCUGGGUUAAGCUGUGCUGGCAGCGGACAGCGCCAUCCUUCCUCCCCCUCCAGCCCAGAGCCCGGGUGGGGCAGGGGGCGCUUUGGGUUCUUUUGCUGAGCCUCCCCAAUACACCAGGUGCACGGGGAAGAAGGCAGUCCUCAUUGCACCGUUUGGACACGAUUGUUCCAAAAGCGAUCUGAGAUGCACUGCCAGCGAAUAAAGAGCUGUCAAAUCAAAGUCCACCUUUUUAAAAGUCAUAAUUCACACUGUGUACUAGAUACAGAGCCUUUUACCUUGUUGCUGCUCGAACUAUUUCAUGCUAGAGAGGACCACAAGCUGUUUGCCUAGAUCUCACCUCUAUUAUCACUAUCAGCGACACAGAGAGAUGGCACUCCACGAUGUUUUUAUUAAAUCAUGGAAUGUUCUCAAUAAAGACCAAGUCCC